Molecule: messenger RNA, 2124 nt
Organism: Pygocentrus nattereri (red-bellied piranha)
Lineage: Eukaryota; Metazoa; Chordata; Actinopteri; Characiformes; Serrasalmidae
Gene: ccn5
Product: cellular communication network factor 5
Exons: 5
Coding region: 69-1109 (346 amino acids)
Biological process (GO): signal transduction; cell adhesion
Cellular component (GO): extracellular region; extracellular matrix
Molecular function (GO): heparin binding; integrin binding
Source: RefSeq, a predicted model, not a curated record
CGGCCAGUGAGCCAGCACUGGCCCCAGCAGCUCAGCAUACACUGCAGUGGGACGCUCUGUUGGCCGGGAUGGACAGCCAAGUGCAAAACACAUACGGGCUGCUGCUGGCAUGCGCACUACUGCUGUACCUGUGCUGCCAGGUUUGCUGUCAGCAGUGUGUUGGCCCAUGCCAGUGCCCCAGCUCAGAGCCAGUUUGCCCAGAAGAUGUCCCUUUGGUGAAGGAUGGGUGUGGGUGCUGCCGGGUGUGCGCUCGCCAGAAGGGCGAGUCCUGCAGUGAUGUGCUCCUUUGUGACAAGACACGCGGUCUGCAGUGUGACUACAGCACCAGCUUCCCUGGAGAACCCGGAGAGUGUGUCAGUGAAGAGGAGCUGGGCUGCGAGCUGAAUGGAGUCUCGUAUCGGGAGGGUGAGACGUUCCAGCCGUCCUGCGCCACCCAGUGCCGCUGUGUGGGUGGAGGGGUGACCUGCGUGCCACUGUGCAGCGACGAUGUCCGCCUGCCCACUCCAGACUGCCCUCACCCUCAGAGGGUGCAGCUGCCAGGAAAGUGCUGUAAAGAGUGGGUGUGUGAGAACAUGGAUAACAGCGUGCUUCAGGAUGCACAAACAGCUUACAGCCUUGACCACUCACUGCCUGCCAUGCCCGAUUACCAAGCCAAUCCUGGCUCAAACUGCAUACAGCAGAGCACAGAGUGGAGCGCUUGCUCGCGAACCUGUGACCCAGGGAUCUCCACACGUGUGUCCAACCAGAAUCCGGCCUGCAGGCUGGAAAUGCAGAUCAGACUGUGCAAGGUCCGACCCUGCCACGCCUUCCCUCCCAGGACUCCAGUGUGGCCAAGGAAAUGCCAGCCCAGCUACAAGUCAGCAGUUCCUGUCCGGCUGGUCCACCAAGGCUGCUACAGCACCCGCUUCUACCAGCCCCGGUACUGUGGCCUGUGCACGGACGGCCGCUGCUGCACACCUUACCAUACCCGCACCGCCAUUGUCCCCUUCCGCUGCCGGGGUGGCCGGCUAAUCCACCAAGCUGUCAUGAUGAUCAGUUCCUGCAUCUGCCACUACAACUGUCCCUACUCAUCUGGCGGCAUCUACAGGAGACCUGCUUUCUGGGGCUAGAGAUUGUGCACUAAUUUAUAUAAAGUCCCAUCUCAUUCCCCAGGCUCCUCGCUGACUGGGCAGUUGGGUAUCUUCAUCUGUUUCACGCAUCAGAAGAAUAGCACUUUACACGUAUCACACUAUUUUUUUCAUUGACUGACUGGAAAAUGUCCUUCCAUAUAAAGAGCUCAAGAAUGUGAUCAAGUAUGCCAUUUGAGAUUUGGCUAGCUUGAGAGAUGGGUGGCUUCUUAAGGCUGGACUGGCCAAUUCUGCACUUAUAGCCUGUGUGUAUGGAAUUAGUUUGGACAAAAUAUUCAUUUUGCCAUGAAUUUUAGAGAAAAGCAUCAUGGAAGCUUUUUUGCAAUGUGUUAGCUAGGUCUAUAUGAUGGCAGCUAUUACUCUUGAACUAGUGCCUACAGCUUCCAUGUUAUACUUGAUUACUGUGGCUUGUACAAUAACUGCGACUGAGUGAUACUCCUUGGUAUUGUACUGUAGCUUUGGCUAUACGAAUGUAGUUCUGAGUAAAACUGAGAUAGGGGCCCAUUUUUUCAUAUGUUGUCAGUUGGAUUUUGGCUUCUGGUGUGAAUUAAAUUCUGAAACCAUCAUUCAGUUCAAUCACAUAACAUGGAACACAAAAGAAAGAAAAGUAAGAAAGAAUGAAAUGAAAGAAUGAAAACAGCCCCUUAAGCACUUUUAAAUGAAUUUAACUGACUUGCUGUACUUUUCAGUGUGACCUUAAUAUCUCUUUAGGCAGUUUGUCGAAUAAUCUGUGUGAGAUCCAAACAUUUCCCAGAAGAUAAAAAGAACACAGUAGAACACAGAUCAAAGGAAAAAUGGGAGGUUUCAAUGAAUACUGAGUCUGUUAAAAUCAAGUGGCAUCACACUCCAAUUACAACUGCAUAAUAGCUGACUGGAUGUUAGACUGUUAUCUAAUGGCUAUUUUUUUAUUUAUUUUUACCACAUGUGGUUUUCCCUCUUGUUCCUUGUUCAAUCGUUCAUUUUUGUGAAGACUGAAUAAAAAAUCUUCAAAAUCACA